AUGAAGAGAGAAAGAGAGAAGAAGAGUGUUACUAAUAUUGAGAAGACAGCUCUGCUCUCUGAGUAUGUCAAUCUGCUUGUCACUGAAGUAGAACCUGAGACAGCAGAUCAGAAAAUGCGGGAUUUUAAGAUGCAGGUUGAUCUGGCUGAGAAGAAGCAGCAGAAACCCUUCUCUGAGAAGGCAGUGAAGAGAGAUUUUGAGAUGAUUAUCAUCUCAGAUGAGAAGAAGGAGAAGAAGAAGAAGAAGAAGAAGAAGAAUGAGAAGUGA
Molecule: messenger RNA, 267 nt
Organism: Blastomyces dermatitidis ER-3
Lineage: Eukaryota; Fungi; Ascomycota; Eurotiomycetes; Onygenales; Ajellomycetaceae
Exons: 2
Coding region: 1-267 (88 amino acids)
Source: RefSeq, a predicted model, not a curated record